This is a messenger RNA of Dictyostelium discoideum AX4, 675 nucleotides long. RefSeq lists its product as hypothetical. The transcript has a single exon. The record is from RefSeq and is a predicted model, not a curated record. NCBI's taxonomy places the organism in Eukaryota, Evosea, Eumycetozoa, Dictyosteliales, Dictyosteliaceae. Bases 1 to 675 code for a protein of 224 amino acids.
AUGGAAGUUUUAAAUAAUUGGUUAUCAAAUAAAUGUUCAUUAAAAGAUAUAAAUAAAUACUUUUUUGGUAUUAGAGAUAAAAACAAUAAUUUAAAUUAUAAAUUAAUGGAAAGAGAAUAUGAAUAUUUAAGUUUUAAAUAUAAUGGUAUAAUUCCAAAAGAAAUUUUAGAAAAAUGUAGUGAUAGAAUUGGUAUACCAAUGGAUUAUUUAUUAAAUAGAGGAUUAUGUGAAACUGCAUUUUUUCAUUUAAAAUUAAAAAAUGAUAAAAAAAUGGCAAAAAGGUAUUUUAGAGUAGCAAUAAAAUUCAAUUCAGCCGAAGCAUCAUUUGGUAUGUCUUUAUUGUAUUGUGAAGAAAAUAAUAUCGAAAAAGCAAUAAAGUAUGGUGAAAAAUCAGCACUUGAACCACCAAUGAUUAAAUUAAUAAAUCAAGAUAAACUUUAUCCAAACUAUAGAGUUCAUGAAGCUCAAUAUCAAACUGGUCAUUUAUAUGCAAAAUUCAAAAAAGAUUUUACAAAAUGUUUUUGUUUUUAUUUAUUAUCAGCAGAAAGUGGUAAUAUUAGAGGAAAUUAUUUAAUUAGUUGUAUGUAUAAAAAAGGUGUUGGUUGUGAAAAAAAUGAAGAAUUUAGUAAAAAAUAUUUAUUAAAAGCAACUUCUUUAGUUAAAUGUAAAUGUUAA